Tyto alba (common barn owl) is the source of this 2439-nucleotide messenger RNA. It is a transcript of the gene TXNDC15, whose product is annotated as thioredoxin domain containing 15. The transcript has 5 exons. NCBI's taxonomy places the organism in Eukaryota, Metazoa, Chordata, Aves, Strigiformes, Tytonidae. The record is from RefSeq and is a predicted model, not a curated record. Gene Ontology annotation, cellular component: cilium. The coding region runs from base 59 to 988 and encodes 309 amino acids. Gene Ontology annotation, biological process: cilium assembly.
CGGCCGUUGUCCGGGGAGACGCCGCGCUGCGAGGCCGGGGCCGGGGCCGGGGCCGGGGAUGUGGCGGCUGGUGCUGGCGCUGGCCUGGCUCGGGACCGCCCGUCCUGUGGGGGCGGUGGCGGAGGGGAGCUCCGGCGGGCAGCCCCGCUCCCCCGGGGGCGGCUCGGCGCAGGGCGGCGGCGGCGAACCGGUGCGGUACCGGACGGCGGAGAUGGCGGACGCGAUGCUGGGCAGCGGGCUCCCCGCGGUGCUCUCGGUGGUACCGGGGGAGGCGGGGUGCGACGCAGCGGCCGGGACCGACGGGUGCGGCGCGGGGAGCGGCCCCGCUGUUUCCCCCAGCCAGCCCCGGGAGCCGGCGGCGGUGGGGACGGCGCCGCCCGCUCCCGCCGAGGAGUCGAAUAGCACCGACAGCUCCAGAGCUCCGAAAGUGAACUGCGAGGAGAGAAACGCAACCGGCAGCGGCCGCGCCGCGCUGCAGAUCCUCAACGUCUCGCAGGACCUGAUGGAGUUCUUAAACCCAAACAGCAGCGACUGUACGUUAGUCUUGUUCUAUACACCAUGGUGCCGCUUUUCUGCCAGCCUGGCACCUCAUUUCAAUUCUUUACCUCGAGCAUUUCCAACUCUUCGCUUCCUAGCACUGGAUGCAUCUCAGCACAGCAGUUUAUCAACUAGAUUUGGAACUGUGGCAGUACCCAAUAUCCUCCUUUUCCAAGGUGCUAAACCUAUGGCUAGAUUUAAUCAUACAGACAGAACGCUGGAAACACUGAAAGACUUCAUUUUUAAUCAAACAGGGAUAGAAGCUAAAAGCGACGUGGCUGUGACUGAGGAAGACUGGGAAGGCCCCCUGCCUAGCGUUCUGACGAAAGGCAUAGACUGGCUGCUUCUCUUUUCUUUGCUCUUCCUGGCUAGCUUUGUCAUGUACGCUACUGUUCGAACGGAGAGCAUUCGGUGGCUGAUCCCGGGACAAGAGCAUGAACAUCAGGAAUAAUCCAAAAUGUUGAAAUAGGGACAGAAUUGCCCGCUAAGUGGUAAAGCAGGAAUCUGUACGGACUAAAAGUACGUAAGAAUAAACUGUUGAAUUUGUUGGUUUUAAUUUAUAAUCUUGACUAAAAAAAUCUGCUUUAUUUAUCAACUACAGAAUCUGUAAAAAGCAAAUUUGAGGCGAUUAAGGUGGUAAGUAAACAAAUAUGAAGAAAAUAGGAACUAAAAAAGUGUUUGUUAAGCUGUUCUGAUCAGUUUAUUUUUCAUGGACUUUAAUGUAAAGAGGUGAUACAGUUUCACUUUGCUCUUCUGAAGAGGUCCCUGCGCUUUGUAGGUUUUUACAGCAUGUUGGCCUGUACGCGUGGCCCUGCUCGGCACAGGAGCCAAGCUGCCUCCGCUCUGGUGCAAUCUGUGGAUCUUCUUUUACAGCUCCUGCAGAUGUAUGAACUAUAAAGCUUCUAUGUGCACAACGUGGUAAGCACUACAGAAUUAGGGUGUAUUUGCCCACAGAGAUCAUACUCAGUUUUUGGCUCAUGUCUUCCUGAAAUACAACAUUUUAAAGGAAAAUGGUGGUGAACAGUGAUAUUGCUAAAUUAGUUUGACUGUCAGUAAAAUGAACGAUGAAGAAAAUGUUUUGAAAAACAGUGUGCUUCAGAUGAAUUCUUCCACUGUAUACCAGCAGUAACAAUUCAAAAGCGUGUGACACAACCCUGGGCAGGGUGACAAUUUCCCACCAUGGGUGCUGGGGUUAGAUGCUGCUUUACUUCCUCCCUGUGCUCUAUGAGUUUUGACCUAGUGACAGUUCUCUGUAAGAUGUAGAAUAACUACCAAAGCUCACCUCAUUCAUUUUGUGUGUGUAUAUACAAGGUAUCUACCACAUUCCUGUAGAAUUAAAUUGCAUUCAUUGUCCUUACUCUUUUUUAAACAAAUCAAGUUUUUAGUGUGACCUUUUAAGCCACUUUCUUACAGGAAUAAAAUCAUGCACCUUCUGGAGUAUGGAUCAUCUGCCUAAAUUAGAGAGACGGUUUGGGAUUUAUUUAAACUUCUAUUAGUGUGCUUGCUGGUUGCGCAGUCUACAGCUGAGGCUACAUAAAGAAUUUACGUGGUUUUUAGUUAGUAUGGAAAAGUUUGAGUAAGGUAUAGACUGGUAUGUUUUGUGUGUUUUGGAUUGAUUGCAUAGCAUUUAUAUAUGGUGGAGGCUUGCCAUGCUACCCUACUAGGAAACUUUAGAGUGCAAAUUUAAGCUAAGAAACAAAGACUGCUAUGAUUUAUUGUUUGACAGAGCUCAUAUCCCUGCACCAUCAUUCUUCAGGUAUUUUUCUGGUGGCUGUAUCUUUCACUUUUGGAAAGCUGAGGUGCUGUACUUCAGUGUGUUAAGGAAAAUGCACCGAUAAAACUUUGGUGUUACUUCCUAGUUUUAGCUUCAAUAUUUUAUUAAUAAAGAUUCAGGAUUUUGAA